Messenger RNA from Populus nigra (black poplar), 1418 nucleotides. Its product is annotated as protein BCCIP homolog. NCBI's taxonomy places the organism in Eukaryota, Viridiplantae, Streptophyta, Magnoliopsida, Malpighiales, Salicaceae. The transcript has 10 exons. The record is from RefSeq and is a predicted model, not a curated record. The coding region runs from base 190 to 1167 and encodes 325 amino acids. Gene Ontology annotation, cellular component: nucleus.
AACGUCUCUGGCCCAGUAAAGUAAACAAAAUAAAGAUGGAAACUUUGAGAGAGAGAGAAGACAAGAGAACCUCUCAUAAACCCUAAGUAUAAUACUCAAUAAAGAUUGAAGCUUUAGCAUAUUGUAACGUCCUGUCUCUUGACAAACUUGUCUUUGAUAAGAUUAUUUUUUGUUUAGUUUUAGGUACCAAUGCCAAGAAAGCCAACAAGGCGUCGUAGAUCAUUGAUAGCUAGGCCCUUGACCUUUGCUCCGUUUUCGCGUUCACUUGCUCAUCUUCAUUCUACAUUCAUGCCAAAGCAUCAAAUGCUUGGCAGUAAAGUCCCUGGGUCUCCCACCCACAAUGAAGGUGGUGCAGUGGUUAAGAAGACUUCAAAGGAAAAGAUUGAGCAGUCCGAGUCUUCUGAGGAAGAAGAGUUUGGGGGAGAGGUCCAAGCAGACUUUGCAUUCUUUGAUCCAAAACCUGAAGACUUUCAUGGAGUGAAGAUCUUGCUGCAAUCCUACCUUGAUAAUACGGAAUGGGAUUUGAGUGGUUUUGUAGACUUGAUAUUGGAACAGACCACAGUAGGGACGGUUGUUAAAAUUGAGGAUGAUGAAGAUAAUGGACUUUUCUCUGUUGUUUCUGCCCUUAACUUGGGGAGAUAUAAGGAUCAUAAAUGUAUUGCAGAUCUCAAGGAGUACCUGCUCAAACUAUGCCUGGAGAAAAGCAUAAAAGGAGAUCUGAGAGUUCUUUUGGGAGAACAAGCACCUAAUGUGGGUCUUUUGGUCUCUCGGCGAGUUGUUAAUCUUCCACCCCAGCUUUUGCCACCUCUUUAUGAUGCUCUGUUUGAUGAAAUCUCUUGGGCUACAGAAGAUGAGCCAACAGAGGAGCUCCGGAAUUCCUUCUGUUUUAAUUCCUAUGUACUAGUUAGCAAAAUGUACAAGCACAAGAAUGCAGACAAGAAAAACAGGCUAAGUAGUGAUAGUGAGGAAGCAAUUAUAUAUGUGAAUCCUGAAGAUGAAAUUUUUCACAAGCUCAGCUUGUGGUCCUUCAACUUUCCUUUUCAUGCUGAGCAGGUUACAGCUCGUGAGCUAAAAAACUACCGGCCAAUGGGAUUAGUAAUGGCUGUUGAGGCAGAUAAAAUUUCUACAUUCCGAGAGCAGCUUCGUUCAUUGAUUGAUGAGCCAUAAAUUCCUAUUGUAAGGUGUCUCAGGUGCCAAGUUUUGAUUUCUUCCCAGAUGGAAGCAAUUUUGCAGUAACCUGGUUUACAAGACAAGUUUAUGGAAACUGUUAGAUAGGCAGGAUGACAUUUGAUGUUGUGUUUUCUACACAUUGUGUUAUUUUCUCUCCUUUUUUAUACAAUUUCUCCCAUUUUUCUUGAUGGUACCUGGCCAGAAACUGAACAGCAUAAGCAUUUAUACGAAUGACUUCAUUUCUUUAA